Messenger RNA from Mercenaria mercenaria, 4817 nucleotides. Its product is annotated as scavenger receptor cysteine-rich domain superfamily protein-like. Gene Ontology annotation, cellular component: membrane. The transcript is spliced from 17 exons. Bases 29 to 4012 code for a protein of 1327 amino acids. The record is from RefSeq and is a predicted model, not a curated record. NCBI's taxonomy places the organism in Eukaryota, Metazoa, Mollusca, Bivalvia, Venerida, Veneridae.
CUUCAGAACACAAGUUGAUGACGUUACAAUGAAGGUUGCGUUGUCGUCUGUACGAUGUGAUGGGACUGAAGACAGUAUAUUUCAGUGCGGAAGCAGUGGCUGGUUAUCGGCCCCGGCCUCGUGUCAGAGUCACGAGAAGGACGCUGGGGUUUAUUGCUAUAAACAUGUGAAAUUGCCGAUGUAUUCUUACGGCUCUGUGCAGUAUCACACUGGUGAGGAGUAUGGCCUGGUAUGCGCAGAUGGGUUCGAUACAAAAGCAGCAAAUGUGGUCUGUAAACAGAACAAUUUUGCCCAGGGUGUCUCAGUGUGUUGUUCCGGUUUUGGUCCGUCCCGUCUGAAAUUUAGCAUGUCCAAUGUGCAAUGUAUCGGCAAUGAGAGGUCUUUAAGAGAGUGUUCCUACAUAGACGACAACCCUGUAUGCCCCAGUGGACAGUAUGCCGGAGUUGUGUGUACAGAUUUUAAUCCUGGGUUUACAAGAAUAUCAGCUGACCCAGAAAUCAAGAUCAAGUAUUUUUCCCAUGACGGCUAUGUUUGUUCGGAGGGAUUUACAGACGCUGAUGCUAAAGUGGUUUGUAGAGUGAACGGCUUCUCGUAUGGAAAAGCAUUUAAAGCGUCCGGACAAGGUUUUGAGAACAAAAUACGAUGGUUGAGAGGUCUAGGCUGUUUAGGAGCGGAAACUAAUGUCAUGCAGUGUAACAACGGCGUUUUAAGUUGGGGUGCGAUAGGAGUUUGUUCCUGGGACUCGAUUGGCGCAGCCAUAUGUUCAAACACUGAAAGUGACAUGGACUUUGACAUACGGCUAGCAAAUGGUUCCAGCGUCUCAGGGCGUGUGGAGAUCAAGGUGAAGGGUGAAUGGGGAACUGUUUGCGGCGAGGACCUAACAAGGAAUGAAGCAAGUGUUGUAUGUAGGAAUUUAAAUUUCCACGCCGGAAGAAACAUGCCCGCAGGAUAUUCAGGGCCUGGAACAGGGGAGGUCAUCAUCUUGGGAAUUAAAUGUGCAGGUAACGAGACAAGCGUUACGGAGUGUAUAUGGUCCGGAUAUGGAAAAAGUGUGAAACGUUGCGAUCAUUCAAAGGAUGCAGCUGUCCAAUGCUUCUAUAACACUCGACUUGUUGGUUCUACGACGAUAAAUUAUGGUCGGUUAGAAAUGUUUGAUCAGUCAACAGAUAGGUGGCUGGCAGUUUGUGACCGAGAUGUCAACGUGAAUAAUGCAAACAUUAUAUGUCGUCAGAUGGGUUAUGUUGCUGGAAUGUAUCAAGAAGGCUCUCCAUUAGGUCCAGCAUCAACAGAUAUAUCUAUUGUGUCUAUAGAUUGUACUGACACGUCGGAAUGUACAUUUGAAACAGGAUCUUGUUGGUCGGAAAAAUACCUUGCCCUGUACUGUAGUAAAACCAACAUUGUCAAUGAAAAUGCAUCAGUCAGACUGCCACUAAGCUCCUUCUAUGGUCCCGUUUCAAUUCAACGUUAUGGUCUGUGGGGUCAUAUUUGCAGUAAUGAGUUCGAUGACAGUGAUGCCCUUGUCGUCUGCUCACGGUUGGGCUAUGGGUCUGGAAUCGCCGUCAGAACAUAUGCUACAGAUGGAUUUCCAAUUAUUCAGGGAAACGUCGGUUGUUCCGGUAGUGAGGCAGCUAUAGAGAAUUGUGCACGUGGCCUGUUUGCUGAUGAUCCUGGUUGCUAUGCAACGGACACGGUAGCAGGGGUGGUUUGCUACAAAGACCCUGGACUGAGCUAUGGCUCAACCGGCUUAGAUCACGAGACUGGUCGAAUGUCUACAGGUGUGGAGAUUAAAGCAAAUGGCAAAAGCUUGUAUAUUUCACAAGUGAAAUUUACGGACACUGACGCUGCUGUGUAUUGUUACACGUUAGAUUACGCUGGUGGAGAGACGUACCACGCUGGUUCCGGAUCUUACGGUGUCACUGACAUGAACUGUGAUGGCACCGAAGAAUCGAUCCUUAAGUGCCCGGCAGUCUGGGACCCAGAGAAAACAAGAGAUAAAACUGGGGACCUUGCUGGUGCCACGUGCUAUACAGCCGUGAGAUUAGUUGGAGGUGAUCCGAAAUACUAUGGCGUGGUGUUCACGUCUAAAGGAGUCAACAGUGGGCCAGUGUGUGCAGCAGGAUUUGAUCAUGUUGAUGCAGGUACGGCAUGUGCGAGCCUCGGUUACAGUGCUGGGCUGGUUCUCUGUUGUGCUCCAUUUGGAACUAUAGACGAGAAACCAGUCAUAACUAAUGUCCAAUGCAGAGGAACAGAAAAACACUUAACAGACUGUUUGCACGAUGAUGCAGGGGACACAAGUUGUUCCAGAGAUUACGCUGCAGUUGCAUGUUACUCCGGAACUAAGCCGACAGACUAUACAUUAAGCCUACCAUCUACAGAUACCAGUACUUAUGCCGGUAACCUUGUAUUGACGUACAUGGGCAUCAGUGGAAGCAUCUGUAUGGAUGGAUGGGACGACAAUGAUGCUCAUGUUGCAUGUAGGGAACUAGGAUACCAAACCGGGGUAGCGUAUAAUGCUGCCAAGUCUGUUCCUGGACCGUAUUGGAUUUCCCAAGUUAACUGUAAUGGAAAUGAAGAUACAUUAUCACAGUGCCAAUUCAUCUCUUUUGGAGAGGUAUUGGGUUGUAGCACUUUGCAGAGCCAUGCAGGGGUUAUAUGCUAUGACAAUGAAGGAGUAUUUUCCCGCCUUUUUGGAAGCGGGGAGUCCCGUUAUGGUCGCGCGGAGCUGUCUGUCUCGGGAGAAUGGCGGUCAAUUUGUAACACACAUUGGGACAACGAAGAUGCGCACGUACUGUGUAAAAUGUUAGACUUCAGAACUGGGGAAGCUUUUCAAAAAACGUAUAACGAUACAUUGCAAGGACCUGUCUGGGACAUCAACUUUAUGUGUGAUGGUACAGAGGCAUCCCUUACUGAAUGUGUGUCGUCUGGUUGGAAAUCAGCCACUUCAGAAACAUGUGCAAGACACACAAAUGACGCCGGCGCUUUCUGCUACACAUCCGUAAAACUGUCAACUGGCGUAGGACGAAGGACGGAUCAAGGAGCUGUCCUGAUGUACAAAGAUGACAUGUGGUAUACACUGUGUGCUGACGACUUCACGGACGUGUCAGCACAGACUGUAUGCAGGGAACUUGGAUUUCAGGAUGGCCUAUUCCAGUGCUGUUCACAAUUUGGAGACUUGGAUCAAUAUCCUCGUCUAGAAACCCACAAGGUAAUGUGCAGUGGGAAUGAGACGGACGUGACAGAUUGUCUUGUCGAAGGUGAAUGUACUGGCAAAAAUUAUGCAUCCGUUGUUUGCUACGGAUUCAUACUUAGCACUACAGAAACUAUAACGAAACUGCCGGUACCGGAGGACAAAUUUGAUCCAUUACCUGUAAUCAUAGCUGUUGUAGUGUUCAUUUGCCUUGUGAUAGUAUUCGUUCUUGUACUGUGUGUCCUCCGGAGACAGAGAAGAAAGAAAAAACUUGAAACUAGCAGACAGAAUUUUGAUAGUGCUAUGAUUAGAGAAGAAACGGAUGGAAGUGUUCAUGUAGAAAACAGACUUCAUGGCGUCGCUGUGACGCCAGAGGUGUCGCGUGUGGAAUAUGGAAAGCGCGGAGGAGAUCACUUUGCUAGAAUAUCGCCGUCUUACAGAAAUCCAGGCUACUCUACGCCACGUGAUGUAAACACUGGUAAUAUUCCUGUCUCUUCUCCUGAAACACAAGAGCAAAACAGAACCGUGAUUGAUAUUAGAACAUCUCAGCCAUAUGAUAAUCCUGUUGCUCGCAAUAACAUCGAAGAUCCACACUUGUAUGACAGUAUAAAACCACACGUGUAUGACAGCAUUAAAUCAUCUGCUUAUCUGACACCAACUGUCCACCAGACGCAACAUUCCAAUGACACUAGUAUAGAUAGUCAUUUAGUCUCGGCAUUAGCAAAUCAGGAUGAAGUUGCGUCUCCAACAGAAGACAAAACUGAACCGCACUUCCUGCAAGUGGCGGAUAUAGAUACAAAUCUGGGUGAAAAUCAGGGUGAAUAAAUGGUCAUACUAAAUAAGCAACUCAUUUAGAUUUAGUAAAAUGAUAUUAUGUACUACUAGUGUACCAGUAUUAGUGAUAAAGAUACCUAUUAUAUGAGUUUCCUACAUAUUAGCUUUAGGCGUAUUAGCUUAAAUAGGACUUAUAUCACAAUGUUCUUAACUCGAUGUGAUCUGGAUUUUUAUUAUAUAAUCUAUAAUAUAAUUUUGUUCUGUAGGGAGUCUGCUGUUCUAUAAAUAUAGUACGAGAUAUUGAAACGACACUUAAGUUAUAGGUAGCUGAUAGUAAGGCCGAUGUCGGCAUUUGGAGUCAUUAGCCUCAAGGCCAACGUCACUGUUUUCUAAAAUAGAAAAAACAAAGUUUCCGCUCGAUAAUAUCUAGUUGUUUGGAGAGACUUACCCUAACCAAAUUUUACACAAGUAAAACAAGCUGUUUAUUUGGUGACACCUUUUUCUAGUCCUAAUCAUAUCCAUGCAUAUGUUUCCUGUAUAUAAAUUUAGUUAGGAAUGGCAUACUGUCUAGAAAGUCUAUAAGAAGAUCUAGCUUUUGAACAGUAUUAUUGAAAGCAGAAAACUUUGCGGUCAAUAACAGUAACUAGGAUGAGAUAUUCUGAUGGAACUUUGUAUGUAGGUAUCUUAAUAGGACAGACAGGUUGUGGAGUGUUUUGUGGCAACUUUGGCCAAGAUCAUUGUAACUAAAAUAAGAAAUGUUUAAAAACCUGGAAACGGAGAAAUUUCAUAUCUCGUGUUGUUCAAUUGAAAAUGUUCUUGCAAUAAAUCCUUUUAAAUAAAAUAUAAGCAUAUGUUA